Molecule: messenger RNA, 1878 nt
Organism: Pteronotus mesoamericanus
Lineage: Eukaryota; Metazoa; Chordata; Mammalia; Chiroptera; Mormoopidae
Gene: TPMT
Product: thiopurine S-methyltransferase
Exons: 9
Coding region: 316-1053 (245 amino acids)
Molecular function (GO): thiopurine S-methyltransferase activity
Source: RefSeq, a predicted model, not a curated record
GGGAGAAGUGGUCCUAGACUUAUCCGCGUGUUAUUCGGAGCUAGGCCGCAAGACAGCAAGACAGCCGACUGCGCGACAGGAACGUUCUCCCGGGUGCAGAGACGGCGCGGGUGAGAAAUGGAAUGGUUUGCUAGGUGUGAGCCAGUGAUAGGAUUCCGGAAUCAGGCAGCAUAACAAGGGUGGACAGCCGAGUAAUACUUGCCCUGAAAUGGAGUUCAGGGAGCAGAGUGGCAUCUGGGAAUAAUCACCAGGUCGACAGUGAAUGACCUUUCUGUACUGGAGACAUCUGCUUGAGGCAAAGAUAUUUACGAAGCAAUGGGUGAUACAGGAACUUCACUUGAUAUUAAAGAGUACCCCGGUGCUGAGGCACAGAAAAACCGAGUACUAACUCUGGAAGAAUGGCAAAAAAAGUGGGUGGACCGCAAAAUUGCAUUUCAUCAAGAACAAGGACACCAGCUAUUAAAGAAGCAUUUGGAUAAUUUCCUUAAAGGCAAGAGUGGACUGAGAGUAUUUUUCCCGCUUUGUGGAAAAGCAGUUGAGAUGAAAUGGUUUGCAGAUCGAGGACACAGCGUAGUUGGAGUGGAAAUCAGUGAAAUUGGGAUACGGGAAUUUUUUACAGAGCAGAAUCUUUCUUACACAGAAGAGCCAAUCAUGGCAAUUCCUGGAGCCAAAGUAUUCAAGAGUUCUUCAGGGAACAUCUCAUUGUACUGUUGCAACCUUUUUGAUCUUCCCAGAGCAAAUAUUGGCAAAUUUGACAGGAUUUGGGAUAGAGGAGCAUUAGUCGCUAUUAACCCAGGUGAUCGUAAAUGUUAUGCAGAUAUAAUGCUGUCCCUAAUGAGAAAAGGGUUUCAGUACCUUUUGAGCGUUGUCUCUUAUGAUCCAACUAAACAUGCAGGCCCACCAUUUUAUGUUUCAGAUGCUGAAAUUAAAAGAUUGUUUGGUUCCGUAUGCAAUAGUCAAUGUCUUGAGCAGGUAGAUGUGUUUGAAGAACAACAUAAAAGUUGGGGAAUUGACUGCCUUUUUGAAAAGUUAUAUCUACUUACAGAAAACUAAAUGAGAUAUAAAUAAAAGCAAAUAACAUCACGUUUUUGAGCUUUUGAGCAAAUGAAAACUAUACCAAGUCAUGAAAAUAUAAUGGAUGACCUUUGAAAAAAAUUGUUCACAUAGGGUAUCACGGAAAUGUGUAUAACUUCUUAAGAAAAAAAACAUACUAAAAGGUUAAAGUUGCUACCUUUGGAAAGGAGAGUGUAAUUGGGGGUGAAAGAUUAUACCUGUAUAUCUUACAAAUAGUAAGAAUUUUUUGCAAUCAGUAGAUAUUACUUCUAUAAUUAAAAAAUAAAAGAGAGCCCUGACCAGUGUGGCUCAGUUGGUUGGGUGCUGUACCACAAAGGAAAGGGUUGCCGGUUCGAUUCCUGGUCAGGGCACAUGUCUAGGUGGUGGGCUUGGUCCCCAGCUGUGGCAUGUGCGAGAGGCAACCAGUCAAAUUUUCUCUCAUACAUUGAUGUUUCUCUCUGUCUUUUCUCCCUCCCUUUCCCUCUCUCUAAAAAUAAAUAAAUGAUAUCUUAAAAAAAAACUUUUAAAAAGCAAAAGAGAAAUGUGAUGUAUAUAACUUAAAUUAAUAGACAUAAAAAUUGUCAUUCUUUAUGAAAUUUAAAACCAUUAAGGGAAUGCAAUGCUCUACUAGGGUCCAGGUAAAAGAAAGUGGUCAAAAAAUUAUAUAUGAUACUAGCUCUUCCUAUAAACUUUCAUGUUAUUCUCAAGUUCUAGUACUCCUUUUCUCAUUUUUCUCUUUAUAUAAUUUUAUAUGUAACAAAAUCAAGAAAUAAAUCUAAAAUUAAUAAAUAAACCAAUCUCUAUGCAACAAAAUAUUGUUCCUAA